This is a messenger RNA of Helianthus annuus (common sunflower), 1693 nucleotides long. Its product is annotated as cytochrome P450 76T24-like. Gene Ontology annotation, molecular function: monooxygenase activity; heme binding; oxidoreductase activity, acting on paired donors, with incorporation or reduction of molecular oxygen. The record is from RefSeq and is a predicted model, not a curated record. The coding region runs from base 31 to 1518 and encodes 495 amino acids. The transcript has 2 exons. Lineage: Eukaryota; Viridiplantae; Streptophyta; Magnoliopsida; Asterales; Asteraceae.
UUGAACACAUAACAAAAAACAUAGGGAACAAUGGAACUUCUUUAUCUAGUUCUCUCUUCCAUUACCCUAAUCUUCUUCCUCCUUCAUGGCAUCAGCCUCCAUCGUAACCGGAGACUACCACCGGGCCCUGCGGGCCUCCCGAUCAUCGGAAACCUUCUCGACCUUGGCCCGAAACCCCACGAGUCCCUAGCCAAACUCUCCAAGAAACACGGUCCACUUAUGACCAUCCGAUUGGGAACCAUCACUUGCGUGGUGGCGUCCACACCUGACGCGGCUAGAGAAAUCCUCCAACGCAAUGAUGAGGCGUGCUCUGGUCGUCUUGUCCCCGACGCGGCCGCCUCCUUGCCCGACAAUGACGUGGCAAUGGCGUGGAUUCCAACAAACGACGUGUGGCGAACCAUGAGAAAAGCCCUCGGCACAUACCUCACACACCAACACAAACUCGACACCCUUCGCGAUCUACGACAAAACGUGUUGGACGGCAUGCUGGAGUUUCUACAUGAGUGCGGGCGCAAGAAGGUGGGCGUGGACAUAGGGAAGUUGUCAUUCGCGGUUGCGCUCAACCAGAUGUCCAACACUUGCGUGUCGCAAAACGUGACCAGCUACGAGUCGGAUGAUGUCGGGGGGUUUAAGACAGCUGUGAAGACAGUAAUGAAAAUGACCGGUAAGUUCAACAUAGCAGACUUAUUUCAGGUGUUGAAGCCUUUGGACCCUCAGAACAUACGGAAGCAUGGGAAGGCUGCUUAUGGCUGGCUCGAUAAGGUGACAGAAGGGUUCAUAACCGAGAGGUUAAAGAAUCGAGAGUCCAAACUACCGAGGUUUGGUGAUAUGUUGGAUUCAUUGCUGGAUUAUAGUGAGAGUAAUGAAGCUGAGUUUACUCUCAAACAUAUCAGGAUUCUAAUUGUGGAAUUGCUUCUAGCGGGAACAGAAACUAGUUCAAACACAAUAGAAUGGGCAAUGACAGAACUAUUGCUUAACCCUGAUAUGUUCUCAAGAGUCCGCGAAGAAGUCUCCACAACGGUGGGAGAAAAUGGAAAAAUUCAAGAAGUCAAACUUCUUGACCUGCCUUAUCUACAAGCCGUCAUCAAAGAAACCAUGCGACUUCAUUUGGCUGUGCCUUUGUUGGUGCCUCAUAAAACUGAAACCGAAGUUAAACUAGGUGAAUAUAUCGUGCCAAAAAAUACACAAAUUCUGGUGAACGCAUGGGCCAUGGCGCGAGAUCCUAAGUAUUGGGAAAACCCGAUGACGUUCAAGCCAGAGAGGUUUCUAGAAAAUGAGCUCGAAUACAAAGGUCAACAUUUUGAGUUUAUACCUUUUGGAUCAGGUCGAAGGAUGUGUCCUGGGAUACCCUUAGCUCAGAGGGUGGUUAGUUUAAUGGUGGCGACAUUUGUGUAUCAUUGUGACUGGAAUUUACCUCAUGCUACAGAAGAAAUGGAUAUGGACGACAUUUAUGGCCUUACAUUGCUUAGAGCAACACCUCUCGUUGCUACUCCUGUUCCAGUCACACAACAGGCAUAGAGCUUGAAGAUCACAUGCACUUUUAGUUAAUAAGUGCGAAUAAUACCAUUGUUUUUAUUCUGAAACAAUAUACAAAAUAAAUGAUAAGUAUAAUAUUAAGUUUGUAAUCCUUUACAUAUUAUUUUAGAAUAUGUAUUUUCUAUAAAUUUUAUAAGUGGCAAAGUUUGUAUCCGUC